CUCUGCUUCGUGCAUGUGCUCACCUGCUCUAGCUCCAGCGUUUAGACAAAAUGUAUGUCAAAAUUGUCGUCGUUAGUUUACUCAUUGUUAUUGCACAGCAUAUUGCGAGAUUGAUAUACCAUGUUGGUUUUCAUGUGACUGUAUACAAUCAGAUACCUGGACCUUGCAGGACCAUUCCUAAAUUAGUUCAAGGAUCAGAAGAUUUGCAGACUUUACCAGAUGGGCGUGUAUUUAUAUCAACUGGGUACAGAAGCAAUGUCAUGACAGGAUCAAAGGUGCCUCUACCAAAAAAAAACAUCAAGAGCGCCAUCUAUCUGUUUGACUUUAAAACUCCAACCAAAGAUCCAGUGGAGCUGAAGUUUAAUAAGGAAUUUGAUGCUAAAAGUUUCUCUUCACAUGGGAUUGGUGUUUGGGAAGACCCAGCAUCAGGAGAAAUAACAGUGUUUGCUAUUAGUCACCACAAGUUAGGAGAGACUGUGGAAAAGUUUACAUAUGAUCCAUCGUCCAAGACUUUGAAUCAUGUUGUAAGCAUAAGGGAUCCUUUGUUUGUGAAUUUAAAUGAUGUAACAGCCUCUGGUCCAAACUCAUUUUACGUCUCAAAUAUAUGGGGUGGAGAAAGCUUCCUGUCACGCACAUUAGAAGCAUACCUAACUCUACCGUUUGGAAGUGUUGUGUACUAUGAUGGUGAAACAGCUAAAAUGGCAGCAGAUGGACUGUACUCCUGCAAUGGUGUCACUCUGUCUCCUAAUAAAAAGUUUUUGUAUGUGGCUGCAUCUAAGGAGUUGAAGACUUACACAAGAAAUGAAGAUGGCAGUCUAGUUUUCAAAUCUAGCAUUGACACCCACAUGGGAAUAGAUAACAUAGGGGUGGACACUGAGACUGGAGACAUAUGGCUUGGCGGACAGCCCAGAUUAAUAGAUAUCAUACAACAUCUGGACAAGCCUGAGCAUCCAGCUCCUGUUUUAGUUUUAAAGCUAGAAGUGAAAGAUGGAGUUGUGUCCUCCAUGCUGUCAGUGUAUGCUAACAAUGGCAGUGUUAUCAGUGGUGCUUCUAUAGCCAACUAUUACAAAGGGGCAUUACUAGUUGGUACUAUUCAGCAAAACUUGCUGUAUUGUGAGUGUAGAAUAUUCCAGUAAUCACAACAGGUGCUGGUUAUGAAGUCAUAAUUGUACAGGGAUUCUGACAUUCAAAUAUUUGAUUUGAUAUCAUUCCAGAAGCAAUUAAUUUAUAUGAUCAUUUCCUUUCUAUCUCUACUUCUCAUGUGUGUCAGUAAUUAUAUAAGUGACAGUAAGUGUCAACCUUUAUUCUGAAAAAAAUAAUGAAAAAAAUUUGUUAUAAAGUAUUUCUAAUAGUUUUAUGAGUACCUCAAUAUGUGUUAUGAGUUUUCUCACUCCAGGAUUACUUGAAAGUUCAACUUAGUUUGUCUCACAUAUAUCUUGGAAAUUAUAAAUGAAAUCUCCUUUAAAUGAUUGAAAUUUUGAGGGCAUUUCACAUUCCUAUCAGAGUCACAACAUCUAAUAUUAUCACCAUUAAUGUGUGUUUUAUUUAAAUCUCUGCACAUUUAUUAUACAUCAAAGAAUAUUUUGCAAUGAUUAUAGCCUGGAAAUCUAAUUGACUCUAAUUUAGAAGGUUUUAUAUACAUGUACCAUAUAUUGACAUUUUUAUGAAGUGCUUCAGGUAAACUGUGAUUUAAACUUUGUAAAUAUUUCAUAUCUGUUAUACAGUCAUACAUUUUUGUAAUUGGUUAAGUCUAUUAUUCUCAAGGUGCAAAACACAAGACAUUGUUUAAGUGUGUUUAUUAUUUCACAUGAUUACAUAUUUUAAGGUGAACAUCUGUUAUCUAAUGUAUCAUUGUUAUCAGGGGCAUUUUUGAAGAAAUCGGCAGUUAAAUUUAUCAGUAUUUCAUGUGAGAGGUUAAAUUAUUCAAAUGAUUUCUGUUAAAAUUAUAUGUAAUAAUAAACUUCAUGUGACACAUUGCAAGAAGCACCUUUUGUGUAUUGCAGGAGUCCAAGCGAUUGAGUAAAAGUAUUUGAAAAUUUUAGCCAACU
This is a messenger RNA of Lingula anatina, 2048 nucleotides long. Its product is annotated as serum paraoxonase/arylesterase 2-like. The record is from RefSeq and is a predicted model, not a curated record. NCBI's taxonomy places the organism in Eukaryota, Metazoa, Brachiopoda, Lingulata, Lingulida, Lingulidae. Gene Ontology annotation, molecular function: arylesterase activity.